This is a messenger RNA of Auxenochlorella protothecoides, 1581 nucleotides long. RefSeq names its product Pentatricopeptide repeat-containing protein. Gene Ontology annotation, molecular function: protein binding. Bases 1 to 1581 code for a protein of 526 amino acids. The transcript has 8 exons. NCBI's taxonomy places the organism in Eukaryota, Viridiplantae, Chlorophyta, Trebouxiophyceae, Chlorellales, Chlorellaceae. The record is from RefSeq and is a predicted model, not a curated record.
AUGCUGGCGGCGCACCCCGCGGACGCACCGCCCCCGCCCAAGGAGGAGCUGCUGCGGCGAUGGGCCCAGCGCGACAUCUACUUCCUCAAGACGCACGUCGGCAUGGCCGCCCAGGCGAGGAGGGUCUCGCUCCCCAUUCAGGCUUUCCUCAUGGGCCUGCUGGACGCGGCAGCCCUGCACCGGAUCGCGAAGACGGCCCAGACCGACUUCGUGCGUAUCUGGGGGCGAUACGGAGGGCGCACGGCAGGUCGCAACCUGCCCCGGGCGAUGAAGCGGCUGAAUGCCGACAUCGCACGCGUCAACCGCCUGCUGCCCGAGAAGCUGUGCAGCAGUGGGCAGCUGGAUGCGGCGUGCCGGCUGGCCGAGGAAGCCUGCGCAGGGGCCAACCCCCCCAGCUACACGAAUCUACAGCAUGUGCUGAAUGCCACCCUGCAGGCACACUCGCCCUUCCUGGCGGUGCGCAUCCUGCGUGCGAUGUCACGGGCGGGGUACGCCCCCAACAAGGUCACGUACUGCGCCCUCAUCGCGGCCCUGGGCAGGGAGGGGCCGCGCGGCGGCGAGGGCUCGGUCCAGGCAUUCGAGCUGUGGAAGGAGCUGGAGGCCCGGAACGUCGAGCUGGACGCGGCCGCCAUCCGCACAGGCAUGAAGGCCUGCGUGGGCGUGGGCGACCUCCCCGCCGCCGAGGCCCUGCUCUCCGGCCUCCUCUCCGGCGCACACCCCGCCCCGCCCGACGCCCGCGCCUUCAACAUCGUGCUGUCUGGCCACGCGCGCGCGGGCGACGUGGAGGGCAUGGAGCGCACGCUGCGCGCGCUGUGCGCCGCCGACGUCCCCGCCAGCGACGUGACCUACAACACGCUGGUGGACGGGUACGCGCGCGCCGGGCGCCCCGCCGCCGCGCGCGACGUGCUCGCCUCGGCGGCGGCGGCCGGGCGGCGGCUGGGCGCGCGCCCGCACGCCAGCCUGGUCCACGCGGCGGCUGCGGCGGGCGACGCGCCCGCGCUGGGCGCGGCGCUGGAGGCCAUGGCCGUGGGCGGCCUGCCCCGCGACGCCAUGACCUGGGGCGCGCUGGUGGGCGGCGCGGCGGCGCGCGGCGACCUGGCGACGGCCCGCGCCGACCUGCGCGAGAUGCUGGCGGCGGGGCACGCCCCCAGCCACGCGCUCUUCAACGGCCUGCUGGGCGCGUGCGGGGUGGCGCGCAGCCCCGGCGCCGCGCGCGAGGUGCUGGCCGACAUGCGGCGCGCAGGGCUGGAGCCGCGGCGCGACGCCUACCUGGCACUGGCCUCGGGCCUGGCGCGGGUGGGAAUGUGGCACGCCGUGCUGGACACCUGGUCCGAGCAGCACCGACGCGGCGUGGCGCCCGACGUGCGCAUGCACACGCUGCUCACGCAGGCCUACGGCCGCAUGCUGGACACGCUGGCUACGCUGUGCGUGCGCACGGGCGAGUUCCGCAUGGGCAUGCAGGCCCUGCGCGCUCUGGAGCGCAUGGGCGUGGAGGCGACGCUGGUGCCUGCCUGCAUCUGUGCUCCACCCUACAUGCUGCGGUUUCAAGCGCUGUGCACGCUGGCUCGAAGGUUUUCGUGA